Molecule: messenger RNA, 1092 nt
Organism: Ambispora gerdemannii
Lineage: Eukaryota; Fungi; Glomeromycota; Glomeromycetes; Archaeosporales; Ambisporaceae
Source: the annotation of a GenBank genome assembly
AUGUCGGCAAAACUCAAAGCAGGAAUAUUAGGAGCUACUGGCACAGUAGGACAACGCUUCGUCAUUCUUUUAUCCAAUCAUCCACAAUUUAUCGUACACGCUAUCGGUGCCUCACCUCGUUCUGCAGGUAAAAGAUACUUUGACACGACAAAAUGGAAAAUGACUAUUCCGAUACCAGAAAAUGUCGAAAAUAUGUUGGUAUCUCAGUGUAAACCUGAAUACUUUAAAGAAUGUGAUGUCGUUUUUUCUGGGCUUGAUGCUGAUGUAGCUGGAGAUAUUGAAAUGGAAUUUUUAAAAGCAGAUCUUGCAGUUUUUUCAAAUGCAAAGAAUUAUCGACGCGAUCCAUCUGUACCACUUAUUGUACCAACAGUAAAUGCAGCCCAUUUUAGUAUUAUCCCAUAUCAAAGAAAGCUUCGUUCCUUAAAGAAAGGAUUCUUAGUUACAAAUGCCAAUUGUUCCACUACUGGUCUCGUAGUCGCAUUAAAGCCUCUUAUAGACACUUUUGGUCCAUUAGAAUCGGUGAUUGUCCACACAAUGCAAGCGAUUUCAGGUGCAGGAUACCCAGGGGUUUCAUCUCUCGAUAUUUUUGAUAAUAUUGUCCCCUUUAUUUCGGGUGAAGAGGAGAAAAUGGAAUGGGAAACAUUAAAAAUUCUCGGAGAGAUUAAUGCAGAUGGAACUGCAUUUGAUUUAUUACCAGAAACCCGAGUAUCCGCCACUUGCAAUCGUGUUCCGGUGAUCGAUGGGCAUUUGGAAUGUGUUUCUAUCAAAUUCAAGAAUCAACCUCCUCCUUCACCGGAACAAGUGACACAUGCUCUGGAAAAUUAUGAAUCAAUAGCAAACCAGAUCGGAUGCUACUCGGCCCCGCCAAAAUCAAUUAUCGUUAAUCCUGAAAAGGAUCGACCACAACCGAGAUUAGACAGGGAUAACGGUAAUGGGUAUAGCGUGACUGUUGGACGUGUAAGAACUUGUAAUGUAUUGGAUAUAAAGUUUACAUUGUUGGUUCAUAAUACUGUCUUGGGUGCAGCUGGAAGUGGAAUACUAAACGCAGAGAUUGCUCUUGCUCGAGGUUUAAUAAAACAAAUUGGUUUAUAG